Molecule: messenger RNA, 1473 nt
Organism: Sclerotinia borealis F-4128
Lineage: Eukaryota; Fungi; Ascomycota; Leotiomycetes; Helotiales; Sclerotiniaceae
Source: the annotation of a GenBank genome assembly
AUGGCGCCGACAAAUGAUAUCACAUCUCGAGUUGAUAGUGUCAAUGAUGAGGAUCCUACAGAGAAGAGUAAUUCGGAGCUCAACAAGCGACUUCUAGCGGUUGAAUGGCACGAAGAUGAGGAAAAGACCAUCCUGCGGAGAUUGGAUCUUUAUCUAAUUCCUUUAGUUAUGAUUAUGUUCUUCACCUUGAACUUGGACAGAGGCAACAUCUCCAAUGCUCUUACGGAUAACAUGAUGAAGGAUCUCUCCAUGACCCAGGAAAUUGUCAACACGGGAAACAGUCUCGUCUACGUCGGUAUCUGCAUCGGAGAUAUUCCCGCAAAUCUCAUGAUUCAAAAGUUCGGUGCCGAUAUCUGGCUACCAUGUCAACUUCUCGCUUGGGGUCUCGUAGCCACCUUCCAAGCCUUUAUCAAGAAUAAGGCUGGAUUUCUAGCAACACGUUUCUUGCUCGGUCUAUGUGAAUCGGGUUUUAUUCCGGGUACAUUAUGGUAUCUAACAAAAUGGUACACGAAACGUGAGCUAGGGAAGAGAACAGUGUUAUUUUUCAUCGGGAGCUACAUGGCAAACUUGCUCAAUGGCCUUAUCGCAUACGGUUUACUGCGACUUCGUGGAAGAGCUGGGUUGACUGGAUGGCAGUGGCUUUUCCUUGUUGAUGGACUCGCUACUCUCACGAUAGGAAUGGCUACACUUUUUCUCCUUCCCCGUGAUCCCAGCCGUGGAAACUCGAUUGCCAAACUUACACUUUCAUCCUUUAGCCCUCGCGAAUCUGAAAUUCUUCUCGGACGUAUCGCACGUGAUAAUCCAUACAACACCGACCCUCGAGAUUCCCAUCUCUCUCAAUUUCAAAUUGUGGUUUCGGUUCUCACAGAUUGGAAAGUAUGGGCACAUUGUGCGAUGGCUUUGCUCGGAUUAGAAUAUUCUCCUCCCAUUGGAACAUACUCACCAUCCAUCAUCAAGAGUUUUGGAUUUAGCACUUUCAAUUCGAAUCUACUGGUCAUUCCAAAUAGUGCUCUCUUGAUCAUCACCACAUUUACAUUAUCAUGGUGGAGCGACAAGGUCAAUUCAAGGAGUAUACCGAUUAUAUUCGCCGCAAUAUGGUUACUCACCGGUCUCAUCGUCCUCGAUACCCUCCCCCACACCAAAAGCAACUGGACCUUCUACGCUUUCCUCGUAUUCACCGGCGGAUCACCCUCCUGGCACCCCCUCAACGUAGCCUGGCUCAACGCCAAUCAACCGACGCCCCGUCGUCGCGCUAUCGCUAUCGCGCUUUAUAUGGCCAUGACUAAUCUGAGCGCAGUGCCCGCUUCGCAUAUUUUCCAGGCAAAUGAUAAACCGUAUUAUCAUAAGGGGUUUAAGGUACUUUUUAUCAUGGCGGCUAUGGCGAUUAGUGUGAUGGUGGGAAUGAGGCUGGCGUAUCAGUGGUUGAAUAGGAGGAUUGGGGAAGGGAAGGGGACGGUGGAGGGGGGGAGUUAA